CAAAGGUGUAUCGUAUGGUUCUUUUAAAGUAAUUAAGAACUGGGAAACAAAUAUGGAGUUUUCAUUUUCUCCUUAAAAAUAAUAAUUUAUUGACCAUAAUUUAUUAAUCCUUUAUUUGUUAAUUGGGUAUCAUAAUCUUUGAAAAAAUAAAUAUGAAUAAACAAAAGGAAAAAAUAAAAAAUAAAACAAGACAGAGAUAGAAUAGAGCCAAAAAGUUGACUAGAAACCAAGAGCAGAGGACGGAGCUAUGGAAGUAACAAAUGGCCGGCCUAUAAAAAUGUCCAAUGUCUACAACAUUAGUGUACCAUUACAGGUUAUCUGCAACAAUAUGAGAGUUCAGCUGAAAAAAAUGAAGGGCUUUAGCUAUUCAUCGCUGAAAAUUACAGUACUAAUAUUAGUAUUAGUACAUUUCCCAAAGGCCCACACCAGAGGCAGCCAUGGUGGAGAUGGAGUUCAGCCAUUGUCUAAGAUUGCUAUCCACAGAGCCGUUUUUGAGCUUAAUGAAAACGCUUCUGUCAAGGCACUACCACUUGUUCUUGGCACCAAGGGGGAAGAUUUUCAAUGGGUCGAUGUUAAAUUUGAAUCACCUAAGCCUAGUGAUGAUGAUUGGAUUGCUGUGUUUUCUCCAGCAAAUUUCAACUCUUCUACUUGUCCAGCUACAGACAUUAUGGAAGAAGUUCCAUAUAUAUGUUCGGCUCCAAUUAAGUACAAGUUUGCAAAUGAUUCCAAUGACUAUACCAAGACGGGCAAGGCCACUUUGAAGUUUCGGUUGAUCAAUCAAAGAGAAGAUAUCUCAUUCGCAUUGUUCUCAGGCGGGUUAUCAAAUCCAAAAUUGGUGGCAGUUUCAAAUGUUAUAAGCUUUGCAAAUCCAAAGGUCCCCCUUUAUCCACGUCUUGCACAAGGGAUGUCUUGGAAUGAAAUGUCAGUAACCUGGACAAGUGGCUAUGACAUUAAUGAAGCUGUACCCUUUGUUGAGUGGGGUUUCAAAGGAAGGCCUCAAAUUCAGUCACCAGCAGGAACAUUGACUUUUGGUCGAAACAGCAUGUGUGGCACACCAGCACGGACAUUUGGUUGGCGUGAUCCUGGUUUUAUCCAUACAAGUUUUCUGAUGGAUUUGUGGCCUAACUCUAAGUACUCUUACAAGCUUGGACAUAUGUUACUUAAUGGUACCAUUAUCUGGAGCAAGUCCUACUAUUUUAAAUCACCCCCAUAUCCUGGACAGAACUCAUUACAGCGUGUGGUUAUAUUUGGUGACAUGGGAAAGGCAGAGCAAGAUGGUUCAAAUGAGUAUAGUAACUAUCAACCAGGCGCACUUAACACCACAGAUCAACUCAUCAAGGACUUGGACAACAUAGACAUAGUUUUCCACAUUGGAGAUAUCUCAUAUGCAAAUGGAUACAUCUCACAAUGGGACCAAUUCACAGCUCAAGUAGAGCCUAUUGCAUCAACUUUGCCAUAUAUGAUAGCAAGUGGAAAUCAUGAGCGUGAUGUACCGGGGUCAGGAUCAUUCUACGAUGGCAAUGAUUCAGGCGGUGAAUGCGGCGUGCUAGCUGAGAACAUGUUCCAUGUUCCUGCUGAGAACAGAGCCAAGUUCUGGUACUCAACAAAGUUUGGUAUGUUUCACUUCUGUAUAGCUGAUAGUGAGCAUGACUGGAGAGAAGGUUCAGAACAGUACAAGUUCAUAGAGAAAUGCCUUGCCUCAGCAGACAGGCAAAAACAGCCUUGGUUGAUCUUUGCAGCUCAUCGGGUUUUGGGUUAUUCUUCGUCGUAUUGGAAAGAUGGGUCGUUUGGGGAGCCCAUGGGAAGGGAGAGCUUACAAAAGCUAUGGCAGAAGUACAAGGUGGACAUUGCUUUCUUUGGCCAUAUCCAUAAUUAUGAGAGGACUUGUCCCAUUUACCAGAAUCAAUGUAUGAAGAAAGAAAAAUCACAUUAUUCUGGCACGGUGAAUGGAACAAUUCACGUUGUGGUCGGAGGCGGUGGAAGUCACUUGUCCAAAUUUGGGCCGACGCAACCAGCAUGGAGUAUUUACAGAGACGUUGACUUUGGUUUUGUCAAACUCACAGCAUUCAACCACUCAUGGCUUUUGUUUGAGUACAAGAAGAGCAGUGAUGGCAAUGUCUAUGAUUCCUUUACCAUCUCAAGAGACUAUAGAGAUGUUUUGGCUUGUGUUUAUGAUGGUUGUGAACCCACAACCUUUACUUCAUGAACAAUUUCUAGAAGAAAAAGGCAAAAAAAAAAAAAAGAGUUGGGUAUGAUAUGAUGUUUUAAGUUGAAAAUAAGUUUUUUUUUUAGAUGCAAAUUAUUUUCUUAUAGUUAUGAGUGUAUUGGAGGUUUUCAUUUAAAAAAUAAAUAAAAGUAUUUCAUUGAA
Messenger RNA from Humulus lupulus (European hop), 2368 nucleotides. RefSeq names its product probable inactive purple acid phosphatase 27. Lineage: Eukaryota; Viridiplantae; Streptophyta; Magnoliopsida; Rosales; Cannabaceae. The transcript is spliced from 12 exons. The record is from RefSeq and is a predicted model, not a curated record. The coding region runs from base 248 to 2206 and encodes 652 amino acids. Gene Ontology annotation, molecular function: acid phosphatase activity; metal ion binding.